Messenger RNA from Stylophora pistillata, 2261 nucleotides. RefSeq names its product caspase-3. Gene Ontology annotation, biological process: proteolysis. Lineage: Eukaryota; Metazoa; Cnidaria; Anthozoa; Scleractinia; Pocilloporidae. Gene Ontology annotation, molecular function: cysteine-type endopeptidase activity. The record is from RefSeq and is a predicted model, not a curated record.
CAGGAGCCCAUUACUUAGAAAUAGCCCAGAGGGGAAGAUGCGUUCCAGUUUGGACUUCCGCCACAAUUCGUAUUUAGUUUGCUCAAGCGGCAGGAGUUCAUUAAUGAUUAUCAGUAUUCGUUGGUGAAUGCAACUCCUGAAAUAUGGGCAACUUUUUAAUUAAGUGGGCGAUCGGAGGGAUUGAAGAGGAACACACCAUUGGAGAAACUUUGGAAGAUGGCAGACUUCAAAAGGAAGUAAAGAUUGGUUCGCUACACAAUCAAAGACAAGUACAUGUAAUUCAAACCUCGGACUCCGUCAAAUGGACAGCUACUCCUCAAAUGGCAGAUACACAUCGAAACGACGCUAAAGCCAGAAAUCAGCAGAACGAUCACGUGUACGAAGGAUUACGGGAUCCAUACGUGUUGGUAAUAAACAACGUAAAUUUUAUCAAAAACCCAGUUCCAAGAAACGGAGCUGAAUUCGAUCUCAAAAAAGUGGAAACAUUUGCUAAAGAAGCUGGUUUCCAAGCUGUGAAGCAGCACAAGGACCUAACAAAACAAGAGAUGGUGCGCAUCCUUGACGAAACUCGCAAAAAGAGAGAAUUAGAUAAACAUGAUGGUUUCAUCUGCAUUAUCAUGAGCCAUGGCGAUGAGACAGGAAUUUUAUGCAAGCACGGUGAAACCAUUCCAGUGGAGGAAAUAACGGCUAAAUUUCGUGGUGGCAACAAAUCGUGUCCCCAAUUGGUCGGUAAACCCAAACUGUUCUUCAUUCAAGCCUGCAGGGGUAAAUUUGACGACAAAGGGUAUGGGCUCGAAUCAGACAAUGUUGUUGCUGAUAACGCCCAGUAUGAAGAGAUGCCUGUAAAACUUCCUUCUGAAGCAGAUUUUCUGAUCAGCUACUCGACCACCGUGGGAUGUAUUUCUCAUAGGAGGUUCACAGAUUCUACGGUGUACGGAGAAAGACACAGGGAAAAACUGGGUUCUUGGUUCAUCUCCUGCUUGGUUAAGGUUCUUCAUGAAAAUUCACACACUGACGACUUAAUGACAAUGCUGACUAAAGUGAAUCAAGAAAUGACCAAAUAUAAGACAGAUGGUGGAAGCAAACAGAUUUCAUGCCAUCUCACCAUGCUCACGAGAAAGGUCUACUUCGCAAAUUUUUUUGAUAAGAACUUUUAACUUGCCAUCGAACCAGAGACAUCUGACUAAUAAUCGUUUCUUUUAGUAGCGAUAAACAUUCUUGUAAAUGACAUAUUUUGGCUGAUAGAAUUGUUAUAUUCUACUGUUAGCAGGGAAAGGUAACAUUUAGGAGAAAAACAAACCACAAAUUACCCCCACCCUCUCCCGCUUAGUAGGAAUUGUCAUCCAAACAUUGCGCUUUUUUGACUUCCGAAACAAGUAGACUGUUUUUUUGGAGACGCGCGAAGCAGUUUCCGCUGGAGAGAAACUUAUUUAAAUAAUAUAAUUAUAUAAUUACAUAAAAUACCUGGGAGUCUAUAUCGAUAAGCACCUAAAUUUGUCAGCCACAGAUACAACAUAUAAACAACAAAAUGACAAAAUUCCUGGAAUACUCACUAAAUUAUAAGAUAUCACAUAGGUUUUAAUAUGCUAAAACAAAUAUACUAUGCUUUGAUAUAUCCCUAUUUAAGCUAUAGUAUUAUUGCCUGGGGCUGUGGCACCAAUACUGAACUAAAUUGUCUUUGUAUUAAGCAGAAUAAAUGUCUCCGAAGCAUCUUCUUUGCGCGUGCUAGGUAGAGUGUUAGUCCUUAUCAUAAACUGUUGGGAAUUUUAAAAUUAGAUGGGAUAUAUAAAUUCAGAAUAUGCUGCCUUGCACAUAAGAUUAAGAAUAGAACUGAUAGCGUUCCAGAUGUCUUCCUUGAUGUCCUGACCCCAACAUGCGAAAAACAUAAUUAUAAUACAAGAUUUGCUAGUAAUUUCAAUUUUUUUAGACCAAGAGUAUCCACCAACACGGGAAAAUCAUUAUUCAAAUUCUCUGGUUCAAAGAUCUGGGAAACCGUACCCACCAAUCUUAAAUAUAUAUUCCCGACAGUAUCUUUAAGAGAGAAUGAAAACGUCAACUUUUGCUUAAUCAAACUUGAUAAUUUUGCUUCACUUCAGUUUACUGCUGAUUUAUUCUUAGUGUAGGCUGCUAUUUAUAUGAUCAUUACAGUGUCCAACUAGAAAGCUCUUGCUACCUUGGACACCGUGCACAUGUCAACCUUAUAUUUAUGGCCAAAUAAUACCUUCAUUUUUUUCUCUGUCUCUUAUCUUUAAUAUAAACCU